Molecule: messenger RNA, 450 nt
Organism: Sorghum bicolor (sorghum)
Lineage: Eukaryota; Viridiplantae; Streptophyta; Magnoliopsida; Poales; Poaceae
Exons: 1
Coding region: 1-450 (149 amino acids)
Source: RefSeq, a predicted model, not a curated record
AUGUCGAUUGUCAACCAACCCAUCACCAACAAGAAGCCGCUGCCUAAAACCGAGCUAGCGGAUGAGUCGAUUCGCCAUCUAGCGGGAGUAGCUCAGAACAUCCCUAUCAAGAUAUGUGAUAUCCUCGUUCCUGUGGAUUUCAUAGUUCUUGACAUGGAAGCUAACAAGAAGAUCCCCCUCAUCCUUGGGAGACCAUUCCUCUGCACUUCCAAGGCACAUAUUGAUGUUGGAGCCGAAGAAAUUCAAUUCACCAUCAAUGGGGCCUUGGAGAAAUUCUACUUUAAGCCAAAAGUUGAGCAGUGCUCAAUGAUCUUGGCUACAGAGUUGGCUACAAUUAUUGCCCUGACGCACACCAAAAAGAAGGCUAAAUCAAAACCACGGGCAAAAAGCCAAGCAAAUAUGGAAGAGAAAAAUAGUGCCUCUGCCCAAGAAGGCUUCUACAGCAGCUAA